Messenger RNA from [Candida] anglica, 2157 nucleotides. The record is from the annotation of a GenBank genome assembly. NCBI's taxonomy places the organism in Eukaryota, Fungi, Ascomycota, Pichiomycetes, Serinales, Debaryomycetaceae.
UCUAAGAUUAACACAAGGGCCCUUUACAAUAAAAAAAAUCUCCACACCUUUUUCGAAUUAGUCCAUUUGUCUAUUAAGCCACCAUUUUAUAAAAAAAACCAUGUCCGCUCCAAAUCGUCUGGUGCCUCCUGGAUCAACUCCAUUAUCUAAUUCUCCCUUUAUGGGGUCCCCGAAUUCAAAUUUCCGCCCACAAAGUCCAACUCCAUCACAACAAUCUGCAUCAAUGCAACGAAAUAAUUCUCUGCUGCUUGAUAAUGCUUCAUCUUAUCAAGAACAAAUUUCUCUGUUGGGGAAUUCAAAAGAUAUUGAUUAUAAAAACUUAUCGAAACAUCUAGUAUCUUCCGAUGAUACUUUGAAACUUCAAGGUGGUGAUGUUGCCCGUUAUCUUUAUCAACAGAUUGAAAAUUCAUCUCCUGGUCAAACCAUUGGUGGCAACUCCAAUACCGGGGGUGGGGCUUUCGGACCUAGAGGUGAUCGUAGAAGAACUAGAUCCUCUUCAUUUUCCACCUAUCUCUCGGAAACCCGUAGAGAAUCAACCGCCUCUGAUAUUAAUGUCCCUGGAGGAUUCCGUCGUGAAUUUCUUAUCAAUAAGGCAGUGCAAGAAAAUGCCACUCCACCAAACUUCCUUACCGCUAAUUUCGUUGAAUUCUUGAGUAUUUAUGGUCAUUUCGCUGGUGAAGAUUUUUCAGAUGAUGAUGAUGAAGAUGAAGACGAUGAUGAUGAUGAUACAACUUUUGAUGAUGAUGCCUUGAUUGAUGAAGAAUCUUCACUUUUAAAUACUUCAGCUUCAACUAGAUAUGUCCAUCCUCCACCACCUCCACGUCGUCAUAAAUCUUCAAAGAAAUUGAAACAGAAACCUCAAGGUGAAGGUACAACCGUGAUUAAAACUUUCUUCCUUGUUUUCAAGGCUCUUGUUGGUUCGGGAGUACUUUUCCUCCCAAGAGCCUUCUACAAUGGGGGGCUUCUUUUCUCAAUUGGUGCCUUAUCACUCUUUGGAUUCCUCACGUUUGUUUGUUAUCUUGUCCUUAUCCAAUCGAAAAAAAUCUUGAAAAUCCUGUCCUUUGGUGAAUUGGGAUACAAAACUUAUGGUUCACCACUUCGUUACUUUAUCCUUUUCUCCAUUAUCCUACUGCAAAUCGGAUUUGUGGCAACCUAUAUCCUUUUCACCGCAGAAAAUAUGCUUUCCUUCUGUCACAAUUUCCUUAAAUGGGAUGGACCAUAUGUCACCACGGGGAACAUUGUCCUUGCCCAAUGUAUACUCCUUAUCCCCUUAUUUCUUAUCCGGAACUUGAGCAAAUUGUCGCUUAUUUCCGUGGUUUCACUGGCCUUUAUUGUCAUUGGUCUUGUGAUAAUUUUCUUUUAUUCCGGAGUUCAAUUGCUUAACCAUGGUAUAGGUCCAAACAUUGUUCAAUUCAACCCUCUGUCAUGGUCCAUGUUGGUGGGUGUGGCAGUCACUUCCUUUGAAGGUAUUGGCCUUAUUCUCCCCAUCGAAGCCCUGAUGGCUGAACCGGAAAAAUUCCCCAAAGUUCUUGCCUAUAGUAUGACCUUGAUCACUGCACUUUUCGUCUUGGUUGGUGCCAUUGGAUACAGUGCCUUUGGAGACCAAAUCAAAUCCAUUAUUAUCUUGAAUCUCCCACAACUGAAACGAUCAGUGCAACUCAUCCAAGUGUUGUAUUCAGCAGCUGUUUUCCUUUCUGCUCCUUUACAAAUUUUCCCCGUGACCAAAAUCGUUGAGUCCAGCAUUUUCAAUUCUUCUCUUUUCACUGGAGGUCUGCGUCGUACCGAUGAGGACGGUAGAUUGUACCAUGCACUGGGCAAGUACAAUAGCAAUGUCAAGUGGCUCAAGAACUUGGUGCGAUCACUUUUAAUUGUGGCCAUCAGUGCCAUUGCGUACUUGAACGCCCAAAACAUCGACAGGUUUAUUUCUUUCAAUGGAUGUUUUGCCUGUAUUCCCUUGGUUUACAUCUACCCACCUCUCAUCCAUUUGAAGACUUAUACCAUUGACAAGCAAAACACUUUGAUUGGUCGCUUUUUAAAAGUUUUCGAUUAUGCCUUGAUCGUCACGGGGACCAUCAUUGUGAUAUACACCACCCACCAGAUUUUAUUUAUGAAUUAGAAUAAUAGAGAGGAUAUAGAGUGAAGUAGUUAUAUAAGUAG